AUAAACAUAGCACCGACAAGGAGUGAUGGAAGGAUGCGCACUGCGCUGCUGCAUAGGAGGCUACCCAAACCCUCCAUAUAUUCCCGCCAAACUCCCGCCGUUUCCCCCGCGGAUUUCCCCCCCACUUUCCCGCCUUCUUCUUCAACUCUAUUUACAUUUGCAUGUAGCCCCCCUCCCUCUUUUAUCAUCCACCCUUUCCUCUCUCUCUCUCUGCGUUCAUUUCCAUGGCUUCCCGUCGCCCCACCAAUGGCCGAUCGCCGCUGGUGAACCAACAACGCCAAAUCACAUCUUUCUUCACCAAGUCCUCCUCUUCAUCUUCAUCCCCUUCCCCUUCCCCGUCCGUUCUUCUCUCCAAACAAACCCCUGUUACAAUAUCCAACCCUAAACCCAAUUCCAACCCUAAACGAAGCCCUAGCCCCAGCCCCACCACUCCUUCACCUCUUCAGACCAAACAAAAGAAGAAAAAGAAGCUCGACAAACCCCUCCUACUCAUCGGCUCAUCUCCGUCCUCCCAUCCAACACCCGACGCCGCCACUAUAUUGUACGGCGAUGAGGUCGUCAACAAGAGGAUUAAAAUUUACUGGCCACUUGAUCAGUCUUGGUACGAAGGUUCGAUCAAGUCUUUUGAUAAAAUCUCCCGUAAGCAUCUGAUUCAGUACGACGAUGCCGAUGAGGAGCUUUUGGAUCUCGCUAAAGAAAAGUUUGAGUGGGUGGAGGAAGUUACCAGAAGGUUCCGCCGGCUGCGCCGCGUCUCGGUCAUUGAAGAUGAUGAAGGAGAGGCGGUGACCAAUGCGGCGGAGGCAGAAAGUGGCAGUGCCGAUGAUGAUUCGGCUGAUGAAGACUGGGAUAAGAAUGGCGAAACAGAAGCAGCUGAGGAUGUUUUGGAUGGUAUGGAUUUCGAGGAGGAAGACAAUGAUGUGAAAAUAGCAAAACGAACUCCGGCCAAGAAUUCAGAAUUAAAAAAGCGAAAGUCAAGUGGAGGGCAGUUAGGUUCUAGUAAGAAGAGCAAGAGUGCUUUAGAUGGCAAUGGAGGCAAAAUGGUGGAGCCCAAAGAUAAUGGCAGCGGAAAGGGGUCUCAUGUUGUGGAUGAUGCUUUAGUGGGGGAUGCAGCAGAAAGGUUUGGCAUGCGCGAAAGACAGAAGUUGCACUUCCUUGGGGAAGAGCGUAGGGAUGCUAAUAGAAGGCGUCCUGGAGAUGUGAAUUAUGAUCCAAGGACUCUCUACUUACCUCCUGAUUUUUCUAAGAGCUUAAGUGGUGGCCAGAGACAAUGGUGGGAGUUCAAGUCAAAGCAUAUGGAUAAGGUUCUAUUUUUCAAGAUGGGCAAGUUUUAUGAGCUUUUCGAAAUGGAUGCACAUGUAGGAGCGAAAGAACUUGAUUUGCAGUAUAUGAAGGGAGAACAGCCUCAUUGUGGAUUUCCUGAAAAGAAUUUUUCACUGAAUGUAGAGAAGUUGGCUCGAAAGGGCUAUCGGGUUCUUGUUGUCGAGCAGACAGAGACCCCUGAACAGCUGGAGGUUCGUCGCAAGGAGAAAGGUUCUAAAGACAAGGUUGUGAGACGGGAAAUAUGUGCUGUGGUCACAAAAGGAACAAUAACUGAGGGAGAGACAAUUUCAUCGAACCCUGAACCUUCUUACUUGCUGGCGGUGACGGAAAGCUGUCGAACUUCAGCAAACCAGCAGGAGCGCAUCUUUGGCAUUUGUGUGGUUGAUGUUGCUACAAGCAAGAUUAUCCUUGGUCAGUUUCAGGAUGAUCCAGAGUGCAGUACGUUGUGUUGUCUAUUGUCUGAAUUAAGGCCAGUGGAAAUUAUAAAGCCUGCUAAAAUUCUUAGCCUUGAAACUGAGACAGCGCUGUUGAGACACACAAGAAGUCCUUUAGUUAACGAAUUGGUUCCCCUUCUGGAAUUCUGGGAUGCUGAGAAAACUGUCUCCGAAGUCAAGGCUAUCUACAGGCGUAGUAAUGAAGCAAAUUUGCAUGAUAGUGGAUCCUCUUCAGAGGAGGCCUUCAGAUCCCUACCAAAUGCAUUGUCAGAGCUUGUGAAUGCAGGUUAUGAUGGAAGCUAUGCGCUUUCAGCUCUUGGAGGCACUCUUUUCUACCUGAAGCAAACUUUUCUGGAUGAAACUUUGCUCAGAUUUGCAAAAUUUGAGUUGCUUCCGUGCUCUGGUUUCAGUGAUAUUGGUCAAAAGCCGUACAUGGUGCUUGAUGCAGCUGCACUGGAGAAUCUUGAGAUAUUUGAGAAUAGCAGAACAGGAGACCCUUCAGGGACAUUAUAUGCACAGUUGAACCAUUGUGUGACAGCAUUUGGAAAGAGGUUACUCAAAACAUGGCUUGCAAGACCUUUAUAUCACGUGGAAUCCAUUAAAGAACGUCAGGAUGCUUUAGCAGGACUCAAGGGGGUCCAUCUACCUUUUGCACUUAAAUUUCGAAAAGAUUUGUCCAGGCUUCCAGACAUGGAGCGGUUGUUGGCUCGCAUCUUUGCUAGUAGUGAAGCUAAUGGAAGGAAUGCAAAUAAAGUAGUUCUAUAUGAGGACGCAGGAAAGAAACAGCUACAGGAGUUCAUAUCAGCUUUGCGUGGCUGUGAAUCAAUGAGCCAAGCAUGCUCUUCACUUGGUGUCAUUCUGGAAAAUGUUGAAUCUAGGCUGUUACAUCAUUUGCUAACUCCUGGUAAAGGUCUUCCUGAUGUGCAUUCCGUUUUGAAACAUUUCCAGGAUGCCUUUGAUUGGGUGGAAGCAAACAAUUCAGGGCGUAUAAUACCUCAUGAAGGGGUUGAUAUGGAAUACGAUUCUGCAUGUAGGGCAGUUAUAGAGUUGGAGUCGAGUUUGAAAAAACACUUGAAGGAACAGCGGAAUUUACUUGGAGAUCCAUUGGUAACUUAUGUAACUAUCGGAAAGGAUGCAUACCUUUUGGAAGUCCCUGAAAGUUUAUGUGGGAGGAUUCCCGAGAAUUAUGAAUUACGGUCAUCCAAAAAGGGCUUUUUUCGGUACUGGACUCCAACUAUUAAGAGGUUGAUAGGAGAGCUCUCACAAGCUGAAUCUGAAAAGGAGUCUAAGUUGAAAAGCAUCCUACAGAGGUUGGUUGGACGCUUCUGUGAGCAUCAUAAUAAGUGGAGACAAUAUGUUUCUUCAAUUGCAGAACUCGAUGUUUUGAUAAGCUUAGCAAUUGUGUGCGACUAUUAUGAAGGACCCACAUGCCAGCCUGUUAUCUUAGGGUUGCCGUGUCCAGAUGAAGUGCCUUGCCUCUCUGCUAAAAGUCUAGGCCAUCCAGUUAUAAGAAGUGAUUCUCUAGGCAAGAGCACAUUUGUCCCCAAUGAUGUUACUAUUGGAGGUUCUGGUCAUGCAAGCUUCAUACUUCUCACUGGUCCUAAUAUGGGCGGAAAGUCCACUCUUCUGCGCCAAGUUUGCUUGGCUGUAAUUUUAGCCCAGCUAGGAGCGGAUGUCCCUGCAGAAAGCUUUGAAAUGUCACCUGUCGACCGGAUCUUUGUUAGGAUGGGUGCAAAAGAUCAUAUUAUGGCUGGCCAAAGCACAUUUCUGACAGAGCUUCUGGAGACAGCAUCUAUGCUGUCAUCUGCUACCUGCAAUUCACUUGUGGCGUUGGAUGAACUUGGACGCGGGACAUCUACUUCAGAUGGGCAAGCCAUUGCGGAGUCGGUACUUGAACAUUUCGUCCACAAGGUGCAGUGUCGAGGAAUGUUUUCAACUCACUAUCAUCGAUUAGCUGUAGACUAUCAGGAGGACCCCAAAGUCUCCCUAUGCCAUAUGGCAUGCCAAGUUGGAAAAGGAGUAGGAGGUCUGGAAGAAGUUACCUUUCUUUACAGGUUGACACCUGGUGCUUGCCCUAAAAGCUAUGGCGUCAAUGUUGCGCGGCUAGCUGGACUUCCCGAUGCUGUACUUUACAAAGCUGCUGCCAAGUCUCAAGAGUUUGAAGGAAUGUAUGGCAAAAACAGGAAAGGGUUGAAGGACAAAUUGGCUAUUCAACGUUGGGAAGUCAAAGUAGCCGGUCUUAUCCAAGAUUUAAGUAAAGUCACAUCGAAUAUGAAUUGCCACAAGUCUGCUGAGACAAUACAUAACAGAUCACUGAAUGAACUGCAGCAUAGAGCAAGGCUGCUUCUGAAGCAAAGCUAGAACAGUUGUUAUUCAUGUCUACCUGCAUCGGCUCUUGUACAGUUACAAUGUGGUAUUUUUUGAGAAUUUUCUCAAACCCAAAUCAACGUGGAUGGAUGAUGGCUUUGGAGCUUGUUUCUUCUCUAUUAGUUGAAGGGACAACCACAAUGAUAUGGCCCAAAAUAGGACUGCACUGGGCCCUCAGUCUGAGACACCAGGAGUAUAAAUCAGAUAUAUUUUACUCCACUUGAGAGAUUGUAGUUUCAAGAGGCUUUCUUUUGUCCCAUGGGAGAGAUGUGACUAUUCGCUAUUAAUUCCCAGGAAUUGAACAACCGCAACUGAGAAACCUUUUUGCUUGGUACAUGCCCUUGUGAUGUGAUUUCAGGGCGCAUGUAACAUUGGAGAGAUUGCAACUACUUGAUAUGAAAUUCCAACCAACAAACUUUCGUCCUUGCCCAACUACUCUACCACUUUGGUUGAUAAUGGAGUGCGAUUCUGUAUUUUAAUUACAAAAUGCAAACGACCUGCAUGAAUGGUUGUGGAUUGUACAUGGUGUAAUCACUGUUUUAAAGGGGGAAAGGAAACCAGAGUUGACUUUUUUGCGUUCCUCUA
Rhododendron vialii is the source of this 4706-nucleotide messenger RNA. Its product is annotated as DNA mismatch repair protein MSH6. Gene Ontology annotation, molecular function: ATP-dependent DNA damage sensor activity; ATP binding; mismatched DNA binding. Gene Ontology annotation, cellular component: nucleus. Gene Ontology annotation, biological process: mismatch repair. Lineage: Eukaryota; Viridiplantae; Streptophyta; Magnoliopsida; Ericales; Ericaceae. The record is from RefSeq and is a predicted model, not a curated record. The transcript is spliced from 21 exons. Bases 225 to 4115 code for a protein of 1296 amino acids.